AUGGCUUUUUUGGAAGAACCUCCGCCUAAUUCACCAAUCGAUAGUGAAAUGGAAGACAAUCCAACAAACAAUAUUGGGCCAUAUCAGUUUGAGCCCGAAUGGCCGGCUGAUGAACACCAAGAAGCUCACCAGUUUGAGGAUAACGAAGAACAGGAAUUUUUGUAUAUUGACGAUGAAUCUCGGCGCGACAAUCUUGUAUGGUGUCAAUGUGGUAACUGCCAAAUAAUGGAUAAUAACGAGGAAUGUUUAUGCUGCAAAGAGAUUUCCAAUAUUUGUGACAAAAAUUUAGAGGCAGUAGAAACGAAUGAGACCACCGAAGUCCCGUUGUGCAUUACACAACAUCCUGGUUUUGAGCCUGUUUGUCUUAACAGGUAUACCCAUUACAAUUACUUUGUAUGUCAAUAUUAA
Xenia sp. Carnegie-2017 is the source of this 408-nucleotide messenger RNA. RefSeq lists its product as uncharacterized. The transcript is spliced from 3 exons. The coding region runs from base 1 to 408 and encodes 135 amino acids. Lineage: Eukaryota; Metazoa; Cnidaria; Anthozoa; Malacalcyonacea; Xeniidae. The record is from RefSeq and is a predicted model, not a curated record.